Molecule: messenger RNA, 6254 nt
Organism: Megalopta genalis
Lineage: Eukaryota; Metazoa; Arthropoda; Insecta; Hymenoptera; Halictidae
Product: death-associated protein kinase 1
Biological process (GO): protein phosphorylation; intracellular signal transduction; positive regulation of apoptotic process
Cellular component (GO): nucleus
Molecular function (GO): protein binding; protein serine/threonine kinase activity; ATP binding
Source: RefSeq, a predicted model, not a curated record
AAUGUUCAUGUUAUAAAAUAAACGUUACAUAUUCGGAAUUAAUUCAACCAUGAAUCAUAAACAAAGUGUGUUUAAAAAGAAGUAAAUGUGAAACAUGUGCAAAUGAAGUUCGAAAAGGUGUUAAAAAAUUUUUCUAGAUUCUAAUCAUGGUCUAUCUAAUCAAUAUUUGUAUCUAAUCAAGAUAUUCCAGAAUCCAAGCAUCAUUUAUCCUGAUUGGAUGAUAAACUUUUUGAGAAAAACACCUCUCCGUUUUUGUAAAAAUAUUGAAGAAUAUAAAGGGGAAAUUAUGAUGACGUAUACGUUUUAAUCUUGACUGUGUGGGACUAAUCGCUAAGUAAACAGCUCAUAAUCAGCAAUAUGUGGGUAGAAUAUGUGGUCCAUGAACGGUACAUGGUACACGAAGACUAGAGUAGGUUCUAUGAGAUUGCAUUGCAUUUUCAAGAAGGUGGCGUUUCACGCGACACAGGCUCUGAGUGGGACACAUUGAUGGAGGUUCAUCAUGAACCAAUUGAAAAGAACUAUAAAUUAUUGGAAGAGAUUGGCAAGGGUCAAUUUGCGAUAGUAAGAAAAUGUAUGGAACUAAGUACCGGGGAGCUGUACGCAGCCAAAAUUAUGAGAAAAAGACGUGUUGCCAGAGGUGUAGCAGCAGCAGAUAUUGCCAGAGAAGCUGGUUUAUUGGCACGAUUAAGGCAUCCAAAUAUUGUUUCACUGCACAAAGUUGUAGACACGGGUACAACUGUUGUUUUACUUUUAGAAUUAAUUUCUGGAGGAGAGCUUUUUCAUUGGGUACCAUCUGGUGAAUUAGAAGCUGCACAUGUGGUUCGUCAAGUUUUAAUGGCACUUAGUCACUUACAUUCUCAUCAAGUUGCUCACUUAGAUAUCAAGCCUGAAAAUAUUCUUUUAUCAACACCACCACCAAUGCCAAACAUAAAAUUAAUAGAUUUAGGUCUAUCACAUCGAUUAGUGCCUGGAUCAGAACAUAGAGCUCUGUUUGGUACACCUGAAUUUGUAGCUCCAGAAAUUGUAAAUUAUGAACCACUUAGUUUGGGAACAGACCUUUGGGCAGUUGGUGUUUUAACUUAUAUUCUUUUAAGUGGUGCAUCACCGUUUCUAGGUGAAGAUAAACAGGAAACUUACACUAACGUUGCUGCUUGCCAGUAUCAAUUUGAUAAUGAGUAUUUCAAUAAUGUGUCGGAAAUUGCCAAAGAUUUCAUAAGAUCCUUGUUGAUCAAGGAUCCAAAAGAAAGAGGAACUGCAGAAUCGUGCCUUAAACAUCCUUGGAUUCUCACGGAAUCAGAAGCUUCUCAAGGUCUUGGUGGAGCAAUGAUUAGUGCUGUUAAACGGGGCUGUGUUGAGGCAGUCUCUCAGUUACUACUGCAAGGAGCACCAUUGAACGUAAAGGAUUCUAAAGAAGAUACGCUUUUACACAUAGCUUGCGAAGCAGGGGACGAAGGGAUGGUAACAUUCUUGAUAGAGAGUGGAAUAGAUCUGGACACACCCAAUAAAAAGGGCUUAACACCACUUCAUGUGGCUGCUAGAUACGGUUUCAUUAAUCUCGUUAGACAUUUGUGCCUUGCUGGUUGUGAUGUUGACAAAACAAAUCGUGGAAUCAGAGCAGAUGUGACAGCAAUCAAGUACGGACAUCUUGACAUUGCGUCGUUAUUGGAUAAGCUCCGAAAUCCCAUUCAACGUGAAAAUUAUAUUAAACAAUUGCAACCAACACAUAGACCAAUAGACCGUCUACACGUAAGACUCUUAGGACAUUGUGCAUCAGGAAAAUCAUCUUUAAUAAAUUCGUUAAAAUCUGGUAUUUUUAGUUUUGGGUUUUUUAGAAGAUCAAGAAGUCAAAACUAUACAGCGAAGAGGGAACCAAGUAUUGAAUUAGACGUAACUAGCAAGCACGGUUCACUUAGUUUUGAAUAUAGCGAUAGUGAAUAUGAGGGUACACAAGGAGUAGAAUGGAGUCGUGGUAAUGUAGGAGGAGAAUGUGUUUUUUGGGAGUUAUGUGGACGCGAGGAAUUUUUAGCAUCUUAUCAUUAUGUACUCACAUUUCAACAACCUGCAGUACAUCUUAUAACAGUCAGUCUAAGAGAACCUCUCACUGUACAACUUCAACAAGUUAGAUUUUGGUUACGGUUCAUUUCAGAUCGUAUUGCAGCAACUAAUUUUGGUUUUGGUGGUAAAUAUAGUGAUGUAAAAGUAAUCUUAGUUGGGACUUAUGCACCAGAACCUCUUGCUCCAAACUCGAAUAGUGGUAGUCCUCUUGCACCACUUUUACCUUUUUUAAAAGAGUUCUCACCAAUUUUGGGGGAUGAACCUCAAAUGGUCGCUGUGGAUGCAACUAAUUCGUCUAGUCCCGGUCUGAAACUUCUAAGAUCGUACUUGAAUAAUGCAAGGAUGGAGUUUUUAGAGGAAGGACCGGAAGUUGCAGAAAGUAUUCUCCGACGUGACACGCCGCGGGCUGCGGCCUCGUACGUGCCCUUGGCGAAUCUUGAUAAACAGAGUGCUCUUGUGUGGACUGGUCUUGCUGAAUCUUGGAGAACAUACGUCCAAACUUUAGAGGUACCUCCAGUAAUGCUUACACAGGAGGAGUUUUUGAGGGAAGUGAGAAAAAUUAAUCCAUUAGUUUGUUUAGAACAUUGUCGACAUCUUGGAUUACAAUUGCAGAAUUUAGGGGAAUGUAUGCUCCUUCCUGGGAAUUUGGUAGUUCUUAGUCCAGAAUGGUUUUGGCAGGAUGUAAUAAACUGGCAAUUAAGUCCAGAACAAAAAGGACGUUUGGCAGGACGUACUACGGGAGUGUAUGCUUUGGAAGAUUUUCAGGCUCGUUGUCCAUGUCCUGCGAGUCAAGCUUUGCAAGCUUUGCAAGCAGUAAAUUUGUGUGUCCUAUGUGAAGUGGAUGAAGAUGAAGUAGAGUACGAAAUACCUUGCUUAAACCUUGUUGAGCGUUUACCAGGAUUAUGGGAGCCAUGGAAACAAUGCUCCAAUAUCCUACCACAUGCAGGUCUUCGUCUCGCACCGUCUGAAGCACCACUUUAUCACUUAAUUGCAAUAUUUCCACAUUUACAAGCACAACUAAGGAAAAUUACUCAAUCAUGGGAUCCGUCGAAUUCAGAUUUAUAUCAGUGGUGGCGAGGAUCAAAAUUAUGUAUAGGACCUUGUGAAAGUAUUAUAACGUUUGAAGAAGAUGACCAAAGCUGUAUGGAGAUAAGAGUACGCGGACCACGCAGUACUAGUGCACAGUGUUUUGCGCUUUUAAGCAUCAUUCUUGACGCUAUCGAAACAACAAUUGAGUUGGUUGCUCCAGGGAUGUUACUUGAAAGACAUUGGCUCAGUCCUAGUCAACUUCGUGAAUAUGACGAAAUUGUACAUUCUUGGGAACCGGCACCGGUUAUAUCAACCUUAAUAGAUAAAGGUCUUGAAGAGGCAGUUCUUAAAAAUCCUUUAAACGGACAAGAAGAAACGAUAUGGGAAAUAGUGGGUUGUGGUCUACCUUUAAUGGAAAAUUGUCUUCCUGGACCAAAGCAACCCAUAAAGCAUAUAAAACCUGCUGUACAGAGAAGGCUGGCACAGAUGCUCGACCCUCCAGACCGUCAUGGAAGAGACUGGUGUUUACUUGCGGUAAGGCUGGGUUUGGGAGAUCGAGUAGCACAGCUGGACAGUACAGUGGACAGUCCAACGUUAAGAUUAUUAAACACUGCAGGUGCCGACUGUUCCGUAGGUUCUUUGAUACAACAAUUGCGAGCUCUGGAUAGGGAAGAUGCCGUGCAUCUUUUGCUAUCUUUCACACCAACGUAUAUAUUGUCAACGGCUAUCGAUUCCGAAACGGGAUCUAAUCUUUCCAGAUGACAAUGUUGCGUUUAUCCAUGGUGCAUUAAUACUUUCUAAACAACGGAUUCCCGACGGGUAUACCAUGUCGUGGGUUUGAUAGACUUAUUAUGUCACCGCUUCCGCCCAACAUAAAUUUUGCAUUGUUCUUUAAAUCUAAGUAUGUACAUUAACGGUACAUUGUAUGUGUACUUCUUUAGAGGCACGUCAAAAUGCACACGCACCAAUGUGUACUUUUAUAUCUACUUAUUAACAGGCACUUUAUGUGGCACAAAAUUCUUUUAUAUAUACAUACACGCAUACAUAUAAUGAAAGAAGAUUGUAUAAGUUGCAUCGAUUUGCGUACUUUCUCUUACGAGCUCCUACGAUCUAAGUAUGUCAUAAUUUAAUUAUCUUUGUUAGAGUAUUUAUAACUCUAUGUUUUCGUUGGAUUUGAAAAGAAAUGUACUUAAGAGAAUGUCUAUUUAAACACAGGUUUAAUUCUUUAUUGGUUUUCGCGUUUUUUCUUAAUUGUGAACUAUUUGUAAGCGUUUCUAUUGUGAUACUAUAUUGUAUGAUUAGCUAGAUCGAAUUUCUUAUAUGAAUUUGUAUUAGGUGAAUAAUUCUAAAUAAUGUGUAUGCACAUGCGUGGCCCACAAAAUAAUGCAUUUACACACACUAUAUAAACACGAUAAUAUUCGUAUUUGAUACUAAUAUUGUUUUGAAGGCUUUUCUUGAUACGCAUAUAUACUAUAUCUUGCCAAAACCUCAGUGUCAAUACGCGUUGCUUUUCGACUACUAUGGUAUUUAGAAAACUAUACUAUUUGCGCGGAAAGCGAAGCGGCAACAGUUCGCACAAUUCUUUGCUUUUUUCGGGGUACAACGGUCGACGAAUUUCUAUUUCUAAAUGGUGUUUUUUACUAAAUCAAUAUUUCUGAAGUACUUAUUAUGUGCCAUAAACAACGUUUGCUCAUCAUAACUGUUGAAGUGUUACAGAUGCCUCUGUAAGUCCUCUAAAUUGAUUCUUUUGCGUAAGCAAGGCGUUCAUUAACGAGCCGAGACUCUCGAGUAUGGCUAAUCAUUUGAUCAAAACGAUUCAUUAUAGACUAGGCGUUUGACUAUUGUACUAUUGUUCAAAUUUUGUUGGCACAACAAUAUUAAACAAGAACGCACUGGUCAUGUGCAAUGCGCAUGGGUACAUAGUAUAUAUCAUAAAACAUAAACAACAUUUGUUGUUCAUAGAAUACUUUCUUUGAACAUAUCUAUUCUGUAUUAAUUUGAUCCACUGUAUACUAUUUAAAUAUAGCCUGAUAAGUAGCUUUACAUUCUUACGUUGUUCAAGUAUUUAGUACAAGAAUGAGAGGAUCUUUAUCUGUAAUUAGAAACGAACACGAUAGUUUAUGAUCACAAAUUGUCACUAGAGUAAUUAAUUCUAGUUCUGUUAUUAUAUACAAUGUACGUAAAAUAUUUUUGUUGUGUUUAUGUUCUACAUAUUUCUUGUAAAAUGAUCAUGUAAUAUGUAGUGCUAUAAAAUUAAUAUAGUCUCGACACAUACGGAUAACUGCAGAAUUGUCCUUUAAGAUUUGUAUUUCGAAGCUUGCGUUCUUUACGCAUUGUGUUCAUUUUACAUUGAAUACACCACCGUUUGCGACGAUUAGUUUUAAAUAUUGAGUGUUUCCGCCAGGAAUUGUAUUUUAUAAUGCGUGCGUACAAUUGUGGAAAUGUUGGCUUCUAACGAUCAGUGUCGUUGAUCAAUUAUAGGCCAGCAUCGCAAGUUCUAAUGCGCUUAAAAUAUUUAUGUUUUACAGCUUUUGCGUAGAACGAUACAAAAAUAGUCGAACAGUUAUUCUUAAGAUAAAGUUAAACAGAAUCAGGAUACGCGCGGAAAAAGACAUUUUCCAAAGGGAAACAUUGUAAGACUUAUAAUUGUUGCUAUUUAUAAAAAGGAAAUACAAAAAUUGGGAAGCAAACUUCCCGAUUUUGUUGUGGUCAAUGACAUUUACAUUUUUCUAGUUUAUAUAAUGAUGAAAACCUUGAUGUCAAACGAAGUACGUCCUUCUGAAAUUGACUUGUGCGUUUGUUUAAAAUUCUUUAAUCGUAUAUAAACUAUGAAAACACACGCAUGAUUCUAAUAUAUACACCUAUAUUAGAAACUACAAUCAAAAUCAAUUUGAUCAUUUUAUCGUUCGUGUCGUCCACGAACGUUCUAAGAAGCAUUACUGUAAUAUAGGGUAGUCCUGUAAAUUUCUACAAUAUACGGUAGACAACAUUAAAGAAAUGAUGCUUUGGUAUUAAACAUUGUAAAAUAUCGAAAAGUCGUGUCAGUUUCGUUUGAAUUUACUCUUAGAUUAUUUAGCUUACAUGUAAGGGUAAAGGAUGAAGGAAAUGUACUGUAUUUUCUUUUAUAAUAUAGAGGGUGUUAAUAAAACUUUACUUAUUUGCAAGUGAAA